UUCUCUUCAUAGUACAGAAAAUUUGUUUUUUCCAUUUCCCAUCUGGGUAUUCUCUUCUGCCCUGUUUGGCUUUUUGUAUCCAUUUCUCUCUUAUUUUCAUUUGGGUUUUCUCUUUCCUCUCUGUUCCAACCCAAAUUUGCUCCUCUUUCUCUCUCUGCUCACCUUUGAUUUGGUGGAGCCUUUUGAAAUUGUGUUGAUUGAGCACCAAUACCAUUUAGUUCAUAAUUUUUUGCUUCAAUUCCACAAAAUCAGCACUCCCAUAGGGUUCAACAAUGAAGUGUUUUUUCCCUUUCAAGGACAAAUCCAAGUCCCGGCAAGGGAGAUCGGCGCCGGAGUUGAAAAACGAAACUAGCACAUCGGGUAAUACGGCGGCGGCGAAUCGAGGGACGAAGUCGGCCGGUUCGGUAUCGUCGCCGCGGAGCAUACCGGAAAUGUACAGAGAGAAGCAGCACAAUUUGAGAGUGUUUUCAUUAUCAGAGCUCAGAACUGCAACCAAUGAUUUCAACAGGUUGCUGAAGAUUGGGGAAGGUGGGUUUGGGAGUGUAUAUAAGGGCACAAUUAGGCCUCCAGAUGGGAAUGGUGAUCCUAUUGUUGUUGCCAUUAAAAAGCUAAACCAACAUGGCUUGCAGGGUCAUAAACAAUGGCUUGCUGAAGUUCAAUUUCUCGGUGUUGUCGAUCACCCUAACCUUGUAAAACUUCUGGGAUACUGUUCUGUGGAUGGGGAAAGAGGGAUACAACGUCUAUUGGUGUAUGAAUACAUGCCCAAUAAGAGCCUAGAAGAUCAUCUUUUUGCCAGAGCUCCGACACCUAUGCCUUUUAAAACAAGAUUAGAAAUUAUGCUCGGUGCAGCUCAAGGAUUGACUUAUCUGCAUGAGGGAUUGGAAAUCCAGGUGAUCUAUCGGGAUUUCAAAUCUUCAAAUGUGCUCUUGGAUGAAGACUUCAAGCCAAAGCUUUCAGAUUUUGGGCUCGCUAGGGAAGGUCCAGUUGGUGAUCGUACUCAUGUAUCCACGGCAGUUGUUGGGACGUACGGAUACGCUGCCCCGGAAUAUGUUGACACUGGCCAUCUCACAAUCAAGAGUGAUAUAUAUAGUUUUGGUGUCGUGCUUUAUGAGAUUCUAACAGGCAGGCGGACCUUGGAAAGAAACCGCCCAACAGUGGAGCAGAAGCUUCUAGAAUGGGUGAAACAGUACCCGGUGGAUGGUAAGAGGUUUAGCAUGAUCAUGGACCCCCGACUCAGAAACCAAUAUUCUCUUCCUGCGGCUCGCAAGAUCGCCAAGUUGGCUGAUUCUUGCUUGAUCAAGAAUGCAAAAGAUCGGCCUACAAUGAGUCAGGUGGUGGAGUGCUUGAGACAAGCAAUACAAGAUUCAGAAGAAGCAAGUUCUUCUCAAAGUCGGAGUUUUGAGUCAUCUACGUCUAAGCCGGUUGCCUCAAAUAAGCGCUCAUCACAACCUGUGGGAGUUACAGAUACUUCAGAAGAGCGUCUGCCAACCUACCGUUGCCCUUACCUCGGCCAAAAGAUACUUCAAUUAGGGUAUAAAUGCUAGCUUGAGGAUGGAAUACUUGUGUUGCGGGCGGUCUUCUGUUUCUCUGGACUAAUGAGGUUUGAGUAUCCAAUUCGUGCAUUUCAAAGAACUACCCUUGUUUUGGGCUCAAAUAUAUUGUUCAUGCAAUACUGGUAUCUUUUUUGUUUUUAUAUUUAUUAAGAGGUUUUAUAUUUGUAUAUGGAAGAGGGCGGUGUGAAAGGCACACCAGACAUGAUCUCUGCGUCGUAGAACAGUUGAAAUUUUAUAUUUCCACGUGAUUGUAAAUCGUAGAAUUGGAGCUUUGAUCUUGUAAAGUGAUUUUUUCUUCUCAUUUAGUUGAAACAGCUUCGAUUGCUCAUUUAUGCAUAAAAUUUUCACA
This is a messenger RNA of Camellia sinensis, 1902 nucleotides long. RefSeq names its product putative serine/threonine-protein kinase PBL19. The record is from RefSeq and is a predicted model, not a curated record. Gene Ontology annotation, molecular function: protein kinase activity; ATP binding. Gene Ontology annotation, biological process: protein phosphorylation. Lineage: Eukaryota; Viridiplantae; Streptophyta; Magnoliopsida; Ericales; Theaceae.